Messenger RNA from Hippocampus comes (tiger tail seahorse), 1438 nucleotides. It is a transcript of the gene hpcal1, whose product is annotated as hippocalcin-like 1. NCBI's taxonomy places the organism in Eukaryota, Metazoa, Chordata, Actinopteri, Syngnathiformes, Syngnathidae. The record is from RefSeq and is a predicted model, not a curated record. Gene Ontology annotation, molecular function: calcium ion binding. The transcript has 5 exons. The coding region runs from base 510 to 1091 and encodes 193 amino acids.
GUUAUUUUUUUGGUCGAGUCGGAUGAAAAUCGAGCUCGUGCCACAUCUUCCCGCAGCCGUUAAAGCUUCUAAGCAUCGCAUGUAGGUUGUAGAUAGACAAACAACUCUGAGUUGACAACAUUUUUGGAACAACUCCGCUUCUGAACAUAUGUGUGAUUUUUUUUUUCCGUGUUGGUUUGGUCCAUAGAAGACGCUGAAGUUGAUGGUGAAUUCUGUCCGCUGAAGACGACGUCAAAGUGGACCGACCUAAGCGGACUUUUCUCCCGUGAAAUUCCCAAAUCCUCCCCUCAAAAGUCACGUACAACAGUGGACCGUGCACACAAGGGAUUGGCAUUUAGGAACGGCAAACUCAAGGGUCGGCACAUGAAGUUUCUCGUGAAAAGUCAGAGGAGAGCAGCAAACAAAAGUAGUCGUCCAAAAACCAAAGCAGUGGGAGUGUCGAGAGCUUCCAGGGACAGUGUCAAAAACAUCAGCCGAGCAAUCACCCCUAUCGACGGGAGCGCUGCAUCAUGGGAAAACAGAACAGCAAGCUCCGGCCCGAGGUCUUGAACGAUUUACGAGAGAACACGGAGUUCACCGACCACGAGCUGCAGGAGUGGUACCGCGGCUUCCUCAAGGACUGCCCCACAGGUCACCUGACCGUGGAGGAGUUCAAGAAGAUCUACGCUAACUUUUUCCCUUACGGAGACGCCUCUAAGUUCGCCGAGCACGUCUUCCGCACGUUUGACACCAACGGCGAUGCCACCAUCGACUUCAGGGAGUUUAUCAUCGCACUAAGCGUGACGUCGCGCGGCGGGCUGGAGCAAAAACUGCGCUGGGCCUUCAGCAUGUACGACCUGGAUGGGAACGGUUACAUUAGCCGGGCCGAGAUGCUGGAGAUAGUCCAGGCCAUUUAUAAGAUGGUGUCUUCGGUGAUGAAAAUGCCCGAGGAUGAAUCUACGCCGGAGAAGCGCACGGAUAAGAUCUUCAGACAGAUGGACAUCGAUAAUGACGGUCGUUUGUCCUUGGAGGAGUUCAUCAAAGGUGCCAAAAGCGACCCGUCCAUCGUGCGACUGCUGCAGUCCGAUCAGGGAGCCUCUCGUCAGUUCUGAAGCAAAAAAAAAAAAAAAAACGCACGUGCGCCAAAGCAUGUACAGCACUCCAUGACGUCUUAUUGUUUACAAUCGGGGUUUCCAAAAAACGGUCGACUCGAAAAGUUACAAAUGUGGUUCCUCUGCUAAAAUCAAUCACGCGCUGUCGUGACGACGAACGUUUAAUGACAAAUUAAUAAGCUCACAAAGUGACCCAUUUUGAGUCCAGACUGUUGUUUUGGGAAACCCUGCUUUUCAUAAUUCUAUUUUUGUGGCUUCUUUUCUGUGGACUGUUGCGCUUUUCUUCGUGUGUAAAAUCUUUGAUCCUGAAAUGGACUUUACUCGUCCUCCAAAAAAGUCAAGUGCCA